Molecule: messenger RNA, 984 nt
Organism: Lytechinus variegatus (green sea urchin)
Lineage: Eukaryota; Metazoa; Echinodermata; Echinoidea; Temnopleuroida; Toxopneustidae
Exons: 1
Coding region: 1-984 (327 amino acids)
Source: RefSeq, a predicted model, not a curated record
AUGGAGACCCAACGCGACAACUCAAUUCCAUUUCUAUACGUUCUCAUCACUAAGACACCGUCUGGAUUCCCAUCUCACCAGGUGUACCGAAAACCUACCCACACAGACCGCUACCUCAACUUCCGCUCACACCACCACCCGUCCAUCCACCAAUCAGUCGCCGACACUCUUGUCAGACGAGCCCACCAACUCAGCGACAAGGCACUCUUACAUCAAGAACUCAAGCACGUGACCAAUGCACUCACCACCAUCAACCAUUACCCCAGAAGAAGGAUCAAGACUCAACCAUCCAACCACCAACCCAGCACCAACAGCACCGAAAACCCAUCCGAAACCAAGCCCGUCGCCACCAUAGUACUACCCUACAUCGGCAAGACUUCACACCGACUACAACGCAUCCUUCACUCUGCCAACAUCCUCGUCAGACACCAAUCCUCUCGUAAGCUACACUCCAUCCUUCACUCUCAUAAGGACAAGCACCCAUCCAACAAGCAACCAGGCGUCUACAAGAUCCCCUGCGACUGCGGCAAAGUCUACAUUGGAGAAACCGGCCGAGACUUCGACAAGACUCACCACCGACGCAGCGACUGGGACCGAUCCGCCAUCGUCAAGCACGCACAACAAGAGCAUCACCGCAUAGAAUGGGAGAAGAGCCACCUAAUCACCAACAUCCGGCACUGGAAUACCAGAAGGGUCAGGGAAGCCAUUGAGAUACAUCAACACAACACUGUGCCUCAAGACCCUGGCCUCCACAUCAACAGCAUCUGGCACCCAAUCCUACGUCACCAUCAAACUUCUAACCAAUCCACAAACAACCAGCCGUCCACCGUCACUCCACCGAGCCCUCCUACCCAACACAGCAGUCUGAUUGCAUCACCAACUCAACCAGGGACUCCGCCGACGCACACACCACCGCCACCGACACCUCGCUACAAGCUUACCCGACGAGUCCGCCGACCAACACGCACAGAACGCCACCAUUGA